UGUUGUGUUGGGGAAGGUUGGUCCAGGUGUGGGAAGAUGGAGGCGUCCGGCGCUCCGUCCUGCGAGCUCUCCGACAAGUCCAAGAGAUACGACCGCCAGCUGAGAUUAUGGGGAGAUCAUGGACAGUCAUCGUUAGAAUGUGGCCAUGUUUGUCUGAUCAAUGCCAGUGCAGCAGGAACAGAAACAUUCAAGUCCCUAGUUCUGCCAGGCGUAGGAGCAAUCACCAUCGUUGAUGAUGCAAAGGUCACACCAACAGAUGUUGGCAACAAUUUUUUUGUGGAUAGUGAGAGUGUCGGAAGACCACGAGGGGAAGUAGCACUACGACUCUUGCUGGAGUUAAAUCAUGAAGUUCGAGGUACAUUUGUUGAGCAACCUCUACAGGAGAUUCUUGACAACCAGCCAGAUUUCUUCACUUCAUUCACCUGUGUUAUUGCCACUUGUUUGCCAGAAUGUACCUUGUUGAUGCUCUCCAAAGUUGUGUGGGAAGCAAAUGUUCCGCUGGUGGUAGUACGCAGCUAUGGCAUGAUAGGCUACAUACGAGUGCAGAUGGAAGAGCAUACAGUGGUCGAGAGCCAUCCUGAUAAUGAGAUUCCUGAUCUGCGUUUGGACAGACCCUUCCCUGCAUUACAGAAAUAUAUGGAUAGUCUCGACUUUGAAGCCAUGGACAACAAAGAGCAUUCUCAUGUUCCAUACGUUGUCAUUCUUUACAAGUAUUUACAGCUUUGGAAUCAGCAGCAUGGAGCUCCACCUAAGAAUUAUAAAGAAAGAAAAGCAUUCAUUGAGCUUUGUAAAACAGGCAUGAGAGAGAGAGAAAACAACGAACCCGAAGAAAACUUUGAAGAAGCAAUAAAGGCCGUUAAUACAUCAUUAUUGCCUACAUCCAUACCAGCUGGAGUGCAAUCCAUCCUCAAUGAGGCGGCAUCUAUAACACCUAGUCCUACAACUAAACCUUUUUGGAUUAUGGCGAGAGCCCUUCAUGAAUUUGUUACUUCAGAGGGACGUGGAGCUUUGCCAGUAAGGGGAACAAUACCAGAUAUGACUGCCGACUCUGAGAAGUACAUCAAAAUUCAGAACCUUUAUCGUGAGCAAGCAGCACAAGAUGCCGACUGGGUCUUGAGACGAGUGCAAGAACUUAGCCAGCAGCUGGGUCCAAGGAAAAUUAUGGCAUCAAUAGACAGUGAUGUUAAAACAUUUUGCAAGAAUUCUCAUGCCCUGAGAGUUGUUAAGGGCAAGUCUAUCGCAGAGGAAUACAAGGGCAGCAUUAAUCUUGGUGAAAUAGGUGCACACUUGGAGAAUCCUGAGAGUGAGCUAGUGUGGUAUGUAAUGCUCCGAGCUGUGGAUCAGUUUCAUUCCGAGUUUCGAGCCUAUCCAGGCUUUUUUCAGGAUCAAGUGGAAACUGACAUUGUACGACUAAAGGUUUGUGUAAAUAGGUUGUUAGCAGACUGGGGUUGUGGACCUAUUAUCAAGGACGAUUUCAUACACGAGAUGUGUCGGUAUGGCGCAGCAGAGGUGCACUCGAUAGCUGCAUAUAUUGGUGGAUGUGCAGCCCAAGAAGUUAUAAAGAUAAUUACCGGUCAGUAUGUUCCCAUUAGCAACACGCACAUCUAUAAUGCCAUAACAGCAACAUCGGAAACGUUUAUGCUGUGAUUGCUCUAUGAUUUGACUGCUAGCAAUAAUGAGUCAUCUAAAUAUAAAUACAGGUAUACAAUAUUGAUAGGCUGUACAAGCACAUACUAAUUUCCCAAUUUUACACAAAUUUAAGCCAUUUAGUAUCAUGUACAGGUACUCCAUAUUCUGCAGCGUGUUUGAAUUAUUCUAUGCAGGGGACACUCUUUGCAUUCUAGGGGUGGUAAGUUUGCUGCUGUAUUUAUUUCGGUUUAUUGACGAGAUUAACUUGAGUUUUAACCAGUUCUGUGGCAGUUUCAGAAUCGUAAAUGAGUUAUGUCACUGUAAUGGUCAUAGCAAGUAAUGAACCAUGUCACUCUAAUGGUUAUAGUUAGUAAUGAACCAAGUUACUGUAAUGGUCAUAGCGAUUAAUGAACCAUGUCACUGUAAUGGUCGUAGUUUAUCUUGUCAGAAUACCAGAACAAAAUACUGUAUUGUAGUAAAAGAAAUGCAAUUUGAGCCUUUAUACUAUUUAAUCUGGUGUAAACUUGAUGAAGUUUUGAUUUAAGUUUACCCCCCGAGUGAAAUGUUGGUGAUGAAAGAUUCGCCUUACUAUAGGGGUCUUGUGGACCCAGUGACUUCAAUGUUGGUUAAUUUUGUUUCAUGACUGCACAAAAUUAAAAAACUAAUUAUAAAUGUUGUAUGAAUCGGUAUAUUAUUAUUGGUGAAAUAUGAAGAUAUCCUUGGAAUUGGGGCAUUAAAGUGCCUAGGUUAUGGAAGACAGAUAGUUGAUGUCAUGGUAUCUAAAAUAAUAAUAAUUUUUUUGUUUCAAAUUCUGGUUUAAGAAAGUCUCUCUUUUUUCCCUAUGAAGGAAAUGUUUGCCUUGCAUGCAACAAAGAUUGUUCAAAAUAUUUCAGUGAACUGUUUUUGUAAAAUAAAAGGAUAUUUUAACAAUAUAUGUACAUAAUGAAUUAAUGUGAAAUCUCCUUAGAAAUAUGAUAUAUAAAGUUUUUUGAAAAUCCUUUUUCAUGUCAGAGGCUAUUGGCUAUUUACUGUACUGCAUUUGUAUCUGUAAACAAGAACUGUAUGUAAUUAAGUAAAUCUUUCAACUGUG
This is a messenger RNA of Procambarus clarkii (red swamp crayfish), 2719 nucleotides long. RefSeq names its product Nedd8-activating enzyme E1 regulatory subunit APP-BP1 (gene APP-BP1). The record is from RefSeq and is a predicted model, not a curated record. Gene Ontology annotation, molecular function: NEDD8 activating enzyme activity. Gene Ontology annotation, biological process: protein neddylation. NCBI's taxonomy places the organism in Eukaryota, Metazoa, Arthropoda, Malacostraca, Decapoda, Cambaridae. Gene Ontology annotation, cellular component: cytoplasm.